GCCGAGUUGUCCUUGAUAGGAAGAGGGGAUAGUCGCCCCCGCACAUGGUGCACUCUUCAGUAUUUUCUCUCCCCCGCAAAAAAAAAAAAAAAAUUGCCCCAAUAAACUAAGAUUUUUUACGAAAAAUUAAAUAGUCUUAGGAGCCUUAUUAGUAUAUUACCCAGCAUUGAGAUUGGAGGAUCAGGAGGAGGAGGACAUUCAUUAACAAAUUCAGCCCCCUUUCUUUUGAAAAAGAGGAAAACGCUUUUCGUUCGUGUUUUGAUUGGGGGGGGGGGUUGGUUUUCCAUGACUCCCCUGAGGAAUGAAGACGCCGUCCUCCAGGAACUGUGAGGCACAUGGUCUGCGACUUGCCAUGUGCUGCUGGCGCUCUCUCUCGUUCACUAGUUUCCGACGUCCUGGCUUCCUCCCAGAUUCUCCCUUUUGUUUAAGGAAGAAUUUCUGCUACGGAUCAGAUCACCUUUAAAAAAAAUCCACUGUUUUCUAGGAAGUUGCUGAUGAGGAGUCCUGCGUACUGUGGUAGAGGCAGCCAAAUCCGGAGUUUCUGUCCUCAGCUUAUGUGAGAAAGGGGACGUCAUGAUUAUGGAAGAGACCGGCAAAAUCUUUAAGAAAGAAAAAGAUAUGAAGAAAGGUAUUGCCUUCCCUACAAGUAUAUCGGUAAAUAACUGUGUCUGUCACUUCUCCCCCUUGAAGAGUGACCAGGAUUACAUCCUCAAAGAUGGUGAUUUGGUUAAAAUUGACCUGGGAGUCCAUGUUGAUGGCUUCAUAGCAAAUGUAGCACACAGUUUUGUCACUGAUGCAUCGAAGGAAACUCCAGUGACAGGUCGCAAAGCUGAUGUCAUCAGAGCCGCCCACCUCUGUGCUGAAGCUGCUCUGCGCUUAGUGAAGCCUGGAAAUCAGAAUUCACAAGUGACAGAUGCCUGGAACAAGAUUGCUCACUCAUUUAACUGCACACCAAUUGAAGGGAUGCUAUCACACCAGCUAAAACAGCAUGUGAUAGAUGGAGAGAAGACCAUAAUCCAGAACCCCACAGACCAGCAAAGAAAGGACCAUGAAAAAGCGGAAUUUGAGGUCCAUGAAGUUUACGCCAUUGAUGUUCUCGUUAGCACUGGAGAAGGAAAAGCAAAGGAUGCAGGGCAGAGAACUACAAUUUACAAAAGGGACCCUUCCAAGCAGUAUGGUUUGAAAAUGAAAACUUCCCGUGCCUUUUUCAGUGAGGUGGAAAGACGUUUUGAUGCUAUGCCAUUCACACUCAGGGCAUUUGAGGAUGAAAAAAAGGCCAGGAUGGGGGUAGUAGAAUGUGCCAAACAUGAGCUGCUCCAGCCUUUUAAUGUCCUUUAUGAGAAGGAAGGAGAGUUUGUUGCCCAGUUUAAGUUCACGGUGCUUCUAAUGCCCAAUGGUCCCAUGAGGAUAACCAGUGGGCCCUUUGAGCCUGAACUCUACAAAUCAGAAUUUGAAGUGCAAGAUGUAGAACUGAAGGCACUUCUACAGAGCUCAGCAAGUCGUAAGGCUCAGAAAAAGAAGAAAAAGAAGGCUUCCAAGAAUGCUGAGAAUGCCACAACAGGAGAAACAGCAGAAGAGAAUGAGACUGGCGACUGAAAGGCUCUCACUUCCUCUGCAUAGCACCUGAUUCUUUCUCUCACAUGCCCCCACUCAAAACAAGAGAAACAAGUAUCCCUUAAUGGCUGUUUGUCACAUAGGACCAAAUGACAAAUGGCCUGGACUUCCCACAGAGAGCAACCAUCUGUGACUGACUUUGCCACUGAGGGAGGCUUCUCUUGGCCACUUCAGAAUACUCAAAAGUGUGAAAUAAUAAAAUCAGGAGUAAAAACUAGUCUAUAUCCAAUCUUUCUAGCCUUUGAUACUACUUGUGCUCAUUAAAGGUGAGCAAGUAAAGUUGUGAGCAAGAGAGGGAGCUUUCUUCUAGCUCCCCCUGCCCCCUUUCAUUCCUUUUUACAGGUACUCUGAUUUCUCUGAAAAAUCCUUUGGCAUAUUUUCACAGCUGUUUAGACACGCAGAAAUCCAUCUUGGGUUUAGAAUUGCAUCAUAUGCGUUGGCAUAACUUGCAUGCCCUUCAUUGUUCUGAUCUUCAGUCAUUUUCCCUCUGCUUAACUUGUAGCACAUUAUUUAGGCUUUUUUGUGUUUGUCAUUUUAAACCCUCAACUCAUUUUUAAAUUUGGCAGGAAGCUGGUUUAAAGAUUAUUCCUAUGUAGGUGAUGUCAAUUUGUUUUGACAAACCUUUUCUUUUAAUCCGUUUAUGUGAUCCUUCUUUUUAAAAAAAUUACCCCUCUAGGGCAAAGAUAUGUUAAAACUUUUCCAAAGGCCAGAGGCAAUAAAACUGAUCUCUGCAGGAGUCCAUACACUCUCAGUUGGAGCUUUAUGACAUUUUAUUCAUUUGUAUUUACCUAUCCUGCAUGCACUUGCUUUCCAUGGACUCCAGCUUGCCACUACCCUGGUUGAUACACUGUGUAACGCAGGAUUUUUCAGAAGAAUCCCCUCCAUACAUCUUUUUUACAUGGAUGAAUGAAAUGCUACAAAAGUGGUUGGACCUGGAAUAAACUUCAUUUGUGGGAAUGUCUUUUCUAUAGUACAUCUUUUUAAAUUGUCCAAUUGAAUUGUAUAUGAUUGUGUGGGAUUUUUUUUCUAUUGUAUUCUAAACCAGGCCCUGUCCAGGCACUUAAUGUAGCUGAAUUGAUGCCUGUAAAACUGCCUUGUAAGGAGGGAGAGCAUUUGUGCUCUCUGGUAGACAAAGUCUUUCUGACCAAUAUAUCUGGAGUUUAAUAUUUAAAAAUACUACAGUUAUUACCAAAGUUUAAGUCUGUAAAAGGAAAUAAAAAAGUGUCAUUUUUUCUGAAAAAUAUUUUCCAUCACUCUUUGUAAACUUUCUACUUUAAUUUCUAGUUUGUUCUCUUGCUCUUUUGUAAAGGUCGCUUUCAACAGGGAAGUAAAAUGGGGAACAUGUUGAGUGAAGGUUGAAUCAUAUGGAAGUAAUGAGCUUGAAGGAUCAUGCACAAGACUUGCAGUUAACUGCCAGUUUAGUUUUCAGCUGCUCCCAAUUGUUAACCAUGAACUUAAGGAAAAUGAGGGGGAAAACACAACUUGUUCCUAACAAGGAACAUUUUAGCAUUUAUAAGUAAUAUGUUUUCUUAGUGCCCUUCCAUAACGGAAAGGCUAAGUUCAGCCACAUUAUCAGUUUAUAAACCACUAAGAUUUGCUGGCAGUUUAUUUAAUUUUCUAUCUUUAUUUUGAAACUUCAAAGCAAUUGUAUCUCUUGAUUUAAAAAAUGCAGUUCAAAAUUUUGAAAGAAAACUCCCAAAAAUUGUUAUGUAACUUGAUUUUUUUCCAAAUAAAAUUGAUUAGUGACACCUA
This is a messenger RNA of Varanus komodoensis (Komodo dragon), 3366 nucleotides long. RefSeq names its product proliferation-associated 2G4 (gene PA2G4). Bases 574 to 1596 code for a protein of 340 amino acids. NCBI's taxonomy places the organism in Eukaryota, Metazoa, Chordata, Lepidosauria, Squamata, Varanidae. The record is from RefSeq and is a predicted model, not a curated record. The transcript is spliced from 13 exons.